AUGUUUAGGGCAACGAGGGUACAAGCCACAAAAAUAAUAGAUAUCCCUCACUUCGUUCAUCUUCGCUCACCCUGUUCGUCUCCGCCAUCAGCAUCGUCAACUCACUGUCAGCCCUUUCCGUUGACCACUCACCGUCGGGCCCUCGUCGUGGAUGUCGCCUCCAACGUCAGUCACCUUAGACGAAGCAAUAGCAGGAGCCGGGAUACACCGGGAACCACUAUGUUAUAUGGUUGUAGCUUCAUCCAUCUGAUCUCAGUUCGUCCACAUAGCCAUAUUCAAAGGUGUAGUGCGCAGUUGUACAUAUGGGGUAAAGUAAAGAACAAUUGUGAUAAGUGGACAUACCCUCAACCUCACAUGAAUCUCAGGUAUCUUACAUGUGGUGCUAGGGCGGGGAAGCUUUUAUGUUUGGUUAUGAUUGUUGAUAUAUAUCUUAAGGAAAUUAUCACAAGUGUGCCAGUUCAUGACUUCCUGUAA
Messenger RNA from Lactuca virosa, 474 nucleotides. The record is from the annotation of a GenBank genome assembly. NCBI's taxonomy places the organism in Eukaryota, Viridiplantae, Streptophyta, Magnoliopsida, Asterales, Asteraceae.